Molecule: messenger RNA, 861 nt
Organism: Dioscorea cayenensis subsp. rotundata (Guinea yam)
Lineage: Eukaryota; Viridiplantae; Streptophyta; Magnoliopsida; Dioscoreales; Dioscoreaceae
Exons: 1
Coding region: 1-861 (286 amino acids)
Source: RefSeq, a predicted model, not a curated record
AUGGCGACGAACGAGAAUGCUGUGAGUUUGUCACAGCCGGUUGUGCCCAUCUUCACUAGAGAAAGCUACUUCAGAUGGAGUUUGAGGAUGAAGACUCUCUUCUGCUCCCAUGAGCUCUGGGAGCUGGUUGAGGAGCGCUUACCGGGGGUAGAAGAUGAAACUCGGAAGAGAGAAGCGGCAAAGAAGGAUGCCAAAGCAUUGUGUUUGAUACAAGAAGCUGUUGACGAACCCAUAUUAGACCUUAUUGCAGAAGCUGGUACCGCUCAUGAAGCAUGGGAGAUGAUCAAGACGAAGUUCCAAGGAUCAUCUAAAGUUGUGGCUGUGAGGAAACAGACACUUCGGCAAAAGUUUGAGAUGCUCCACAUGCAAGAAGGUGAACUGAUAAAGGAGUAUCUCUCAAGAGUGGUCACUAUUGUGAACCAGAUCAAAGCUAUUGGGCACAAACUAACAGAGGAGGAAGUUGUUGGAAAAGUUCUUCGAAGUCUCUCCUCUAGGUGGGAUUAUGUUGCUGUUGCUAUUGAAGAGGCCAAGGAUAUUGCAAAGAUGUCCAUGGAUGAGCUGAGUGGGUCUCUCCAAGCUCAUGAGAUUCGCAUCAAUCGGUCUUCUGAGAAGGGGACUGAGAAGGCUUUCUAUAUGAAAGGUGAUGCAUCUAAUCCGAGAGAUGCUGAGAGACGAACCAACAGAGGAGGGUUUAGAGGCUCUUGCAGGGGACGAGGUAGAAGCAGAGGCCGUGGUGCAAGUCCUGAGAGGCGGAGUUCAGGAAACCAUGAAAAUAGAGGCAAUAAGAGCUCAGUCCAGUGUUAUCAUUGCAAAAAUACGGGCACGUCAAGGCAAAUUGCUGGCUUAAAGACAAACCAGUAG